Dovyalis caffra is the source of this 768-nucleotide messenger RNA. Lineage: Eukaryota; Viridiplantae; Streptophyta; Magnoliopsida; Malpighiales; Salicaceae. The record is from the annotation of a GenBank genome assembly.
AUGUUGGACCAUCCUAAUAUUGUCAAUCUCAUCGAGGUGAUUGAUGACCCAAAUGCAGAUCACUUCUACAUGGUUCUGGAAUAUGUGGAUGGAAAAUGGGUGUGGGAAGGAUCCGGUCCUCCGGGUGGAAUUGGGGAAGAUACUGGUAGGAAGUACUUGCGGGAUAUCGUAUCUGGGCUUAUGUAUCUUCAUGCUCAUAAUAUAGUGCAUGGGGAUAUCAAGCCUGACAAUCUGUUGGUUACUCGCUCUGGUAAAGUGAAGAUAGGAGAUUUCAGCGUCAGCCAGGUGGUUGAGUUGUGCUGCAAGUUUGGUUCCAGUUGGCUUAAUCAUUGGAUUGCUGAACCUUGUCCAGAGUAUGGAACUGCAGUUUUAUCUACAUCCGAGCUUACUCUGAUUAGGUUGUUUGCUGAUCUUAGCUCUACAGAAGCAGUUGAGAAUGAUAAUGAUGAGCUUCGCAGAUCUCCUGGGACUCCUAUCGUCAACAACCCAUUAGUGCUCCCUGAUGAAAUGAACUCUCAGCUGAAGGACUUGCUUGAGGGACUUCUUUGCAAAGACCCAGCUCAGAGGAUGACACUGGAUGCGGUUUCAAAUCAUGCCUGGGUUAUUGGGGAUGAUGGGCCGAUUCCUCAGUAUUUGUGUUGGUGCAAGCGUAGUAGCUUGCAGAGGGAAGCAUCUGAUGGGAACAACAAUAUAACUCGCAUAAACCAUACUGAAUCAAAUGGUAGCGAUUUCGAUGCUAACGUGACUCUUACUGGCAUAUUGGUUUAA